UCAAUAUUCACAACCUUCAACCUUCGACUUCGACCCUUUGAGCAGUUUCUUCGCACUGGAAGGAAUGUUCAAAUCGGCCAUUUCUCGACCAUGGAUAUGUUCGAGAUGUAUUCGACAACAGAUCCCUCCUCGAAUUCGUCGUAGUCAUGUCCAGGCCGUACCUUCGACGCCACUCGAUGAUCCAAUUGCUCUGGAAGCCGAAGCUUCUCCCAGGCAGGUAGCAAUAGGUCCGACGACUCCUGGGUCGCAGUAUGAUGACAAGACACUGGGUCAAAUUUUUGACUCACCUGGGUUCUGGAAAGAAUACUCGCAGUCUUCGAAGUCAGGCCACCAUGCCGGAUUGUUCCAAAACCGAUACUUGACCAGCCCUGCAGGGUUCGAGCAGUUUGCGAAUACAAGCCUGGAGAAGGCGAAGAGAGUUGUGGCCAAAAUACUGGCAGCUUCAACAACGGAGCAGUACGAACAUGUAGUCAAGGACCUGGAGAGGCUCAGUGACUUGCUUUGUCGAAUUAUUGAUCUUGCGGACUUUGUCCGGGCUACGCAUCCAGACCCAAGGAUAAAUCAAGCUGCAACAAGGGCUUAUGCUAAGAUGUAUGAAUACAUGAAUGUUUUGAAUACAACUACUGGUUUGGCACGGCAGUUAGAUGUCGCUAUUAAGACGGCUGGAUCUGCCUGGGAGGAAGAGGAACGGCUGGUGGCGGCGAUCCUGAAGAGAGAUUUUGCAAAAUCUGCCGUCGAUCUUCCUCAAGGCGACAAAGAGAAAUUUGUUCAGUUGUCUCAGGAGAUCAGUGAAGUUGGCUCUGACUUUGUAGAGUCUAUGGAGUCGGCACAGCCUUUCGUCCAGUUCAAGAGCAGCAGUUUGUAUGGCAUGGACCCAAUACUGGUGAAAGAAUUUACACGAUGGGGACAGGUUACACUUCCAGCUAUAGGUGAAGCUUCCCAUGCUGCACUACACACUGUAUAUGAUGCGCAAGUCAGGAAACAAAUCUUCUCCGCCGGCCGGACGGCCUCCAAAAGUUCUUUGAAGAGGCUUCAUUCACUUUUAAGUAAGAGAGCUGAGCUGGCGAAACUUUCCAGAUUUAAAAGCUAUGCGCAUAUGUCUCUGGAAGACAAGAUGGCCAAGACUCCUGAAGCCGUCAAUGGGUUCCUUCAAGAAUUAUCUAAAGAUAACCGACCCCGUGUUCAAUCUUGCUUGACCGAUCUGCUAGCAGCAAAGAAGUCGUACACCAAGAACCCAGAUUCGGUUCUGGAACCUUGGGAUAAGGAAUUCUACAUGUCGCAAGUACUCUCUUCGGUACCUUCCCGUUUGCGAAAUGCAGACUUCUUGUCUUCCUACUUUUCUCUUGGGAGGGUGAUGCAAGGAAUCUCAAGGCUUUUCACUCGCCUUUAUGGAAUCAGAUUCGUGCCUCGAGAAAAUCUGCCUGGGGAGACAUGGAACUCGGAUGUUCGAACACUUGACAUCAUCUCCCAGACUGAUGGCCAUGUGGCAGUUAUGUACUGUGACCUUUUCGCUAGACCAGGCAAAUCACCGAACCCAGCACAUUUCACGAUUCGAUGUUCUCGACGUAUCCGGGAUGGAGAAAUUCAAGAAGCAGCAGCAAUUGCCAAUCCACUUUUUGAAUCGGCAGAACAAGCUGCUAACGAUGGAAUGGCAUUCUCUAGAACCCCAAACGGGGUUAUGCAACUGCCCAUAAUAGCACUCAUCUGCAACUUUGCUACCAAUCCCGGUUCCAAGACUCCUUCUCUCCUCAGCUUCAAUGAAGUCAGUACGCUCUUCCACGAAAUGGGUCACGCAAUCCACUCCAUCCUCGGCCGUACCAAUUUCCAAGAAGUAUCCGGCACACGCUGCGCAACAGAUUUCGCAGAGCUGCCGUCCAUCAUCAUGGAACACUUCGCGGCUGAUCCUUCUGUCCUAGCGCUGUUCGCUCGCCACUACGAAACAGACAAGCCUCUCCCCGUCGAAAUGAUUGCCGAGAAACUGGCUCUGGAUAAGAAAUUUGAAAGCGUCGAUACAGAGCACCAACUCAUCCUGUCCCUCCUCGACCAAGCUUGCCACUCUCAUCUCGCGCUCAACCCCUCCUUCAACACGACCGAGGUAUUUCAUUCACUACAGCGCCAACAUGGUGUCAUGCCUCCCGACCCAGCUGGGACGUGUGGAGAGGGUUUCUUUGGGCAUUUGUUUGGCUACGGUGGUUCAUACUAUAGCUACCUAUUUGACAGGGUCUUAGCAGAGAGGAUCUGGCAGCAGGUAUUCAGUGGCGGAAGAGAAGGUGGUGGACUGGCUAGAGAAAAUGGUGAACGAUUCAAGGAUGAGGUGUUGAAGUGGGGUGGUGCGAGGGAUCCAUGGAAAUGUCUUGCGGGCGUCCUGAGGGAGGAGAGAGUUGAGAGUGGCGGGAAAGAGGCUAUGCAGCUGGUUGGGAGCUGGGGUGUGGAAAGAAGGAGGAGGGAUCGGUUGGAGGGAAGAGGAAGUAAGUUGUGAGUCGAAGCUGCUGAUGUAUGAAGGUAUCUAUCUGUAAUAUACUUGUAAAUAUAAGUCCACCUCAUGGCUUAAGUCAAGCAAUGUCGGUAUCUGAUUGUACCAUGCCGGUCUUCGAGCUUCCUCGGAUUAACGUCAACGUCUGGUGCGGUUUUGGACAUUGAAAUGCAUAUGCCAUGGAUGUCGCACUUGAGAGCAGAAAAGUG
This is a messenger RNA of Cadophora gregata, 2682 nucleotides long. It is a transcript of the gene OCT1, whose product is annotated as Mitochondrial intermediate peptidase. Bases 65 to 2479 code for a protein of 804 amino acids. NCBI's taxonomy places the organism in Eukaryota, Fungi, Ascomycota, Leotiomycetes, Helotiales, Ploettnerulaceae. Gene Ontology annotation, cellular component: mitochondrion. Gene Ontology annotation, molecular function: metalloendopeptidase activity. The record is from RefSeq and is a predicted model, not a curated record. Gene Ontology annotation, biological process: peptide metabolic process. The transcript has a single exon.